Sphaeroforma arctica JP610 is the source of this 1401-nucleotide messenger RNA. RefSeq lists its product as hypothetical. Gene Ontology annotation, cellular component: membrane. The transcript has 11 exons. The coding region runs from base 20 to 1363 and encodes 447 amino acids. Gene Ontology annotation, biological process: protein processing. The record is from RefSeq and is a predicted model, not a curated record. NCBI's taxonomy places the organism in Eukaryota, Ichthyosporea, Ichthyophonida.
GUUUGGCAGUCUCUUUCCGAUGACCAACUCGACGCCUACGCUUGUAGUAAGUGCUGCUCUGGAUAGCACGUCUCUGUUCAAGGGAUCUGCCAUUGGUGCGAGCGCUACUGUUGCUGGCUUAGCAGCGUUAUUGAUUGCCAGUCAGGCUCUGAGCUCACUCUCCACAGACAUCAAAGAGACAAUGACGAAGAACAUACUUUUUUCUCUGUACAACGGUGAGUCUUACGGGUACAUUGGAUCGUCACGCUUCGUGACGGAGUUGCGCGAAGGACGAUUGCCGGUCACAAUGCAGAACAGUAGCUUAUCGUUUGCGGAUGUCGAGGCGGUGAUUGAAGUAGGACAUCUGGGUAGUCGUGGUCGUGAUCCAAACGCCCCCACGCCGUUGUAUGUGCAUCGCGAUCCCACGCCCCAAAGCGAGCAGACAACCGAUGCUAUGAUUGAGGCACUUGAAGAAAAAUCCGAUGAUGGGAGGGAAGUGGAACUAGCGACGGCUGCACAUCUGUUGCCACCAGGUUCACUACAUUCGUGGUUGCGUUGGGGUGAUAGGCAUCUGCCCCAUGUGCACAUUGCAGACCACAACUCCGAUGGAUUUACCAACGACUACUACGGAAGCUUUCUGGACGAUGCGAAAAAUUUGGGUGUGUACGAUCUUCUUGCUAUGCAGCAUCUCUGUUCUGCGUCGACUGUACUGGCGAGAUCUUUGUACCUAAUCGCUGGAGGUACUGAACAUUUAGCUACCACCAUCAAUGCGGACUGUACCGCACUCAAAGGCCUAGUGACAUCUCUAACCGUGUCUAUGGAUUCGGAGUACGUACGUGAUAUCACGAAUGGCACUGAAUGCGCCGCAAGGGGGUAUCCAGGGUCGGCAGAUAAUCAGCCCUUGUCAUUAUAUGUGGGCGUGGCGAAACAACGCCCGCAGUGUGGAUCUGUGGCAUAUGUCGCGUAUCUCGUACUCAUGAGAGCGCUUACGAAAACUGCCGUUCCCUCCAUCGACGAUAUGGGAAAUUGCGGUACUGAGGGUUAUAUGUGGCUGGACGGAGCGUGUUAUCACAGCACGCAAACUGCCAUGGGUAGGGCUAUAUCUCCGGCCUUUUUGUUCAACACGGAUACAGGGGCCCAUGAAAUUGUCAACAAGUCAUUCUCCAUGUGGACUGAAAGCGAAUGGAGUCCUGAUACACCAUAUACCAUGGCAUUUGUCGCAGAGUCGCCGUCGGAGAGACUGGUUGCUAUGGUCACGGGGUUGGCGACCAGUUUUCUAAGGGAAAACAAGGCUUACACAAACUUAUAUUUCUUCGAUACAGUAUCUGUGUCGUUCUCUGCGUUCAAAGGUAUGGCAUUUUGUCAACCCGAGGCCGAGAUAUAAGCACAAGUGACGACCCAUCCAUAGUCAGCUAAUCACAA